AUAAUUGGUAGUUUUUCCAGAAUGUUUUUAUUUUAAAAUAAAUAGAAUACAAACACAAAGUGUUUUGUUAUUAAUAGUUUUUUCCUACAGUUUCAGUAUAGGUAUGAAUGAAUACAGUCGGAGUUUCAGCAUGUGCGUGUGGAUGAUAAGGAGGGCAGCAGUGUGCAGUCACAUGAUGCAGUGAGAGGCUGAGAUGUGAGCGAUCGAGAGACUCAGUUCAGUUCAUUCUGCACUUACUCAUCAUCUUGUUUCAUGUUCAGGCUCUUUGAUUGGACAUCCUGUAGGAAGGAUGACUGGAAAAACUCAAACCAGCAACAUUACAAACAAGACAGAUCCUCGCUCUCUCAAUUCCAGGGUGUUUAUUGGUAACCUCAACACCACUGUGGUGAAAAAGACUGACAUUGAACUCAUUUUUACUAAGUAUGGAAAGAUCACUGGCUGCUCUGUGCAUAAGGGCUUUGCUUUCGUUCAGUAUGCCAGCGAGAGGAACGCUCGUUCUGCAGUGGCCGGAGAGAAUGCCAGGGUACUUGCUGGACAAACCUUGGACAUCAACAUGGCCGGAGAGCCCCGUCCUUAUAGGCCGAAAGUGGGAUCAAAACGUCCCUUUUCCUUAUACAGUGGCUAUGAAUUUGAUUAUGAUUUCUACAGGGAUGAUUUUUAUAACAGGAUUUUUGACAUUCAUGGGCGAUUGGCACCUUCCCCUCGGGCUAUUAUACCUAUCAAGCAUUCACGUGUGGUCGCUCUCUCAACAACACGUAGGACAAAAAACUCUUUCCAGCCAAAGAUGUCCAGUUGCGCUUCUUAUCUUACAUCAAUAUCAUCAGUAAAACCUGACCAGCUCCUGACAAUCAAGCAAGAACUGUCUCAGAUCAAGCUGAAGAUUGACUCCUUACUGGGAAGGUUAGAGAAGAUUGAACGCAAGCAGUUUGCAGAGGCAGAGGCCCAGAGGAGGCAUGAAAAGGCCCAUCAAUCCCUCUAUAGUGAGGCAGCAGAGGAUUCUGGAGAAGAUAUGGAUCGGGAGCUUCAGGAAGGAAGGUCUUGGAAAGUGAUUGAUGAAGGUGAUGAUGGCUAUGCUGACAGUGUUACCAAUGAACUGAUUGAAAAUCACAUAUCUGAUGUAGACAACUGAACAGGUUUGGGGUUUUCUUUCUCUUACUUCUUUAGGACUGAGACCAGCAUCUAUCAAGUUGUAUUUUUGAAGAUGUCUGUUUGGAAACUGUCAGCUUUUCUGUGUUCUGUAAACAUUUUAGUUUAAAUGGUUUUUAUUCAUGAAUAAAGAAAAUUGACAAACAUACACAAUUCCAGCAACUAAACAUCAUUUGUAAAAUUAAUUUAUUUUAUGUAGAAAAACGACUUACUUACAGUAAGUGCCGUUGUCGUGUUUGUAAAUAAAAUGUAUAUACACUGUAUGUGCACAAGAUUUAAAUGGACACUGAAUAAAUAUACAUAAUACAUUUGAAUAAUGCUUAUUUGAUGCACCUUCAUGUAGAAAUAAACUAAU
Paramisgurnus dabryanus is the source of this 1501-nucleotide messenger RNA. RefSeq names its product RALY RNA binding protein like (gene ralyla). Gene Ontology annotation, cellular component: nucleus. The record is from RefSeq and is a predicted model, not a curated record. NCBI's taxonomy places the organism in Eukaryota, Metazoa, Chordata, Actinopteri, Cypriniformes, Cobitidae. Gene Ontology annotation, molecular function: RNA binding.